Molecule: messenger RNA, 1479 nt
Organism: Exophiala spinifera
Lineage: Eukaryota; Fungi; Ascomycota; Eurotiomycetes; Chaetothyriales; Herpotrichiellaceae
Exons: 1
Coding region: 1-1479 (492 amino acids)
Source: RefSeq, a predicted model, not a curated record
AUGGCAGACGAAGACUACCAUCCUCCUCCAGUCCCACCGCUGUCUCAUCCCAUCCAACAACCAGCGGAAUAUCCUCCACCUCCGCCUAUGCCACCACGGCCAAACAACAUGUCUCACACGGGCGCCGCUGACUUUCACACGUCAACGCAAUACCCAUCAGUGCCACAAAUCAACGAACCUCCACCACCGCCACUGCCUCAGCGACAUGGGAACUACGACACCGAAGCACAGAUUUAUCAACAACCGCCGCCACCAUCGUAUAGUCCAGCCGACGACGCGGGGCAGCAUUCAUUCCAGGCAGCCCCCCCUCAGUUUCUGCCACCACCUCAACGCAUCAAACAGACAUUCUCUGCUGACGAUGACCCUUCCAACCCGAUCCACUACAUCCGGGAUCCGCACAAGCUAAUAGGCUACCUUGUGCCUUUCCCCAAGCCCAAGAUCAACAGCGUGACGCCAGAAUCUAUACCGUCGCGCUUCAUGAUCUACACGCCUCCGCCGCCUCCACUCCAGAAACCAACCGAAGGCACAAAGGAAGGCAAACUCCACAAGGUUCAACGAAAAUGGCAGGAAGAAGUUCGCUCCGCAAAGACCAGCACCGCCAAAACGGCGUCGUGGAAGGGCCUCAAGUCCAAAGCGACAAAGGGGAUCGACUGGGCCAUGAGCAAGACCACGUCGUCGAACCUGGACUUUCUGGGCCGCGUUUCUCCCGCCCAUUCAGAUGAUGAGCGCAGUGACGCCGAGGGAGCAGAGACCCACAAGACAAUCGGCGUCGAGGAGAUGAUCAUGAUCUACCCUCCGACCAUGGGGCUCAGUGAGACGGCGAUGCGCGAGGAAUUCGUCAACACGAUGCUGCGUACCAAGAGCAAGGCGCAGCGCGAUACCAUUAUCGCUACAGGUUUGAUGCCCGUGACAUAUGGAAUCGACAUCCUCGCCACCUUCAUCUGGCCGUUUGGCGGAUUGGGUGAGAUCGACACGGUGUGGGCAUAUUCAAGUUUCCGUGGGGCCAAGACAGCGAGGAGUGUGACGAAACGUCUUUCGAGUACAGCCUCGACCCCGUCAGACGGAAGCCACGGCAAGGAGAGCGAGGGUCAACAGCAGAGCGGAAAAGACCAUUUGCGGCUCACGUUCAGAGACAGUGGCAGGAUCGAGGUCCUGAAGCGAUACCUCGAAAGCGAGUGUCACAAGGUGGACAGCAAGCUGUUUCCCGAGUACAAGACGGGCCCUACGGAGAGUGAUGUGCUCGAGGCAAUUGGUUGGACACCGGCAGGGAGAGGCAGACAGAGGGCGGCAAGUCCUGGAGCAGAUGGGGAAAAGGAAGCGCCACAGAUUGAGAUGGAGGAUAGAAACUGGGAGGACGAACGGUGGGAAAUGGAGGAGGUCAAGGAUGAUUUGAGAAAUACCUUCCGCAAAGCAGCGAGGGAGUGGAGGAAAUGGUGUCUCCUGCUGGAAAAGAAUCCGGAAAAGGCGAUGAAGAAGUGA